Messenger RNA from Cygnus olor (mute swan), 9213 nucleotides. It is a transcript of the gene SORCS3, whose product is annotated as sortilin related VPS10 domain containing receptor 3. The record is from RefSeq and is a predicted model, not a curated record. Gene Ontology annotation, molecular function: protein binding. Gene Ontology annotation, cellular component: postsynaptic density membrane. The transcript has 30 exons. Lineage: Eukaryota; Metazoa; Chordata; Aves; Anseriformes; Anatidae. Bases 1867 to 5016 code for a protein of 1049 amino acids.
GGCAUCCAGAUUUGAAUGCAUUGGCUACUAUCUCCACUUGUAUUGCAUUGUUUACUUACUACAGGGAAACUAAAUUCACAUGUUAGUUUGGGGAAAAAAAAGGCAAGAACAUAAAGACAUCAAAUUAAUGCCAGUAACUUUCAGCAUAAUCAGGAAUAGAAUAACUGCAGCCAGCUUGAUUUAUAGUGCCAGAGAGUCAAAAAUAUUUCUGAGUUCAUGUAAUAGAAAGGAUUAAAGCACACCAAAUCCACCCCCCUGGUCUAUAAAAGUCAGGAGCCUGAAAAAUCUCUCUGGAUGCCUGUGAACCCAGCUGAUGCGGCGGUGAUUUUAGCGUUCAAGGAUGUGGCUUGCACAGCAGGGAAAGGCAGAGUGUUAAUGAGAGUAUCAUUUGUUCAGUCACUUCUGCAUUGUGAGCAGCAGCUCUGAAGUGCUUCUCAAAGUUGUGUUGCAGAAUGAUAUUAAUUGAAUUCCCAUCUAUGCAAGAUGUAAGCCUAGAAGUAGCAAGGAUAUCUUUAACUUCAUGUUCCUGCAAAGAUAUGUGAAAAGAUGAAGACAAAGGGCUAUGAUCCGUAGUAAAGUUAAAAGAAAUCUUUCUUGACUUUAAUUGGUUUGGAUUGAAGCUGUAGUAGCUUUCACAGUAAAUCUAUCCUGAGUAAGCAAAGUUAUGUAUUCAUUUGCGGAGCUCUUGCAAUACGUAGACAAUAUUUUAAGUAACUUCCCAUGUUACUUAAGUGCUGAUCUUGUCUAGCAGGUCUGUUUUCAGCAUAUUGUUUAAGCACAACAAAAACAAUACGCUGUACACUGACCCAUCCAUUCAAAGGCUCUCACAACCCUUCUGGGAUCGCCUGUUAGGUCUGACAGCACACGAAGCCUUCCUUUACCCUCACGUUGUGGACUGAGAGCAGCGUGAGCACACGCUACACACCCACUAACACGUCCUGCUGCAAUAAGUCUGGGAAGCCCUUGAGCGAACAGUGGUGAAAAACAGGUCACAGCUCAGCUCCAUCACGUUGAGAGCCACAAACUCCAGAUCUAGGGCAGGCUGGGAGAAGGUAAGGACUUGGCACCUGCAGACAGGAGCUUUUACCAACACGGCAGGGCGGAGGGUUUGCCGUGAGUGGAGCAGCAGGUGCCGGGCCCUGGGGCACUAAUUGGCCAUAAUGGCCCUGACCAGCCUCACCAGGACCCAGGGGCUCCAUUUAAUGAGCCUAGCCCUGCCGCUUUCCUGGUGCACCCAGCAGCAGGACAGAAAAACAGCUUUAGUGCUAUCUUCUAAGUACACUAGAAGCAUGAGCUGCUGCUGCAAGAUGGAGAGGAGCGGGCUGCACAGGAAGGGGGGCGCCAGGUUCUGAGAGCCCAGGCAAGGAAGGGGACAGGCCUGCCCUCCUGGCUGCUGCAACUGAGGAGCCACCACAGAGCUGCUCGGCUGCGUGUCCUGGAGCCCUGUCUGCAGCUGAAAUGAAUACCUAUGCGUGAGAAGCAAUGAUGGUGUGUUGUGGAAAGCUUGUGCUCGCCGAGGCUGGAAAAUCCUUCAAAGAAAGGCUCUGGUGAUCCUGGGCAAUAAGGAAUUCCCAAGCUGAUGGUGGAUCAAGCCAAGCCAAGCAGACAGCGGUGGACGAAUGGGAGAAAUGAGCUGUGAUGAGCACAGGAGACUUCCAAUGUCUGUACAAAUUGUCAGCCUGACCUCUCUCUGCACCUGUCCUAUUUGGAGGAUGACAUUUUCAAAAACAGCCCAUAAAUUCAUGGCUGCAAAAGCCCUCAGAAGCAAAAAUGGAGUGAUAACCACCCGCCUAUUUCUGGACUCACAAACCAGAUCUACCACGUCUCCAGCUUUUGCUGACGCCUGACGGCAAACCAUGGUGCUGCAUGCUUGUAUUAGCUGACCCCGAACACCUGGGAAGGGAAGGCAGCUGGAGGCCUGGAGUUGCCAGCUUGUGUCAGAGCUGGAGGCUGAAAUUCUCUGCCUCUGCACAUGUGAUUCUCAUUCUGACAAAGCUCUACGACUUCAACUUGGGGAGUGUUACCGAGAGCUCGCUGUGGAGGUCAACAGACUAUGGCACUACCUAUGAAAAGCUAAAUGACAAAGUAGGCCUGAAGACUGUGCUGAGCUACCUUUAUGUCAGUCCCACUAACAAGAGGAAGAUCAUGCUUCUUAGUGAUCCAGAGAUUGAGAGCAGCAUUCUCAUCAGCUCUGAUGAAGGGGCUACGUACCAGAAGUACCGUCUGAACUUCUAUAUCCAGAGUCUGCUCUUCCACCCCAAGCAGGAGGAGUGGAUCUUGGCCUAUAGUCUGGAUCAAAAGCUGUACAGCUCCAUGGACUUCGGAAGAAAAUGGCAACUCAUGCACGAGCGGGUCACUCCAAACAGGUUUUACUGGUCAGUGGCGGGUUUGGAUAAAGAACCAGACCUUGUACACAUGGAAGCCCGGACAGCUGAUGGACACACCCACUAUUUGACCUGUCGGAUCCAGGAGUGCUCAGAGACCAAAAGGACUGGGCCAUUUUCACGCUCCAUUGACAUCAGCUCCCUUGUUGUUCAGGAUGAAUAUAUCUUCAUCCAGGUGACAACUGGUGGAAGAGCAAAUUACUAUGUGUCAUACAGACGGGAGCCUUUUGCGCAGAUCAAAUUGCCCAAAUACUCUCUUCCUAAGGACAUGCAUAUUAUCAGCACAGUUGAGAAUCAGGUGUUUGCAGCUGUUCAAGAGUGGAACCAGAACGAUACAUACAACCUGUAUAUCUCAGACACCCGAGGGGUUUACUUCACCCUGGCCUUGGAAAAUGUGAAAAGCAGUAGAGGACUGGAAGGGAAUAUCAUCAUCGACCUUUAUGAGGUAGCAGGGAUCAAAGGCAUAUUCCUGGCUAACAAAAAGAUAGAUGACCAAAUCAAGACUUUCAUUACCUACAACAAGGGCAGAGACUGGCGUUUGCUGCAGGCACCGGCCACCAGUCUAAGAGGGGAUCCUGUGGUUUGCCAGCUGCCCUUUUGCUCGUUGCACUUACACCUGCAGCUCUCAGAGAAUCCAUAUACUUCAGGAAGCAUUUCCAGCAAGGAGACAGCCCCUGGGCUGCUGGUGGCAACAGGUAAUAUUGGCCCUGAGCUUUCCUACACUGAUAUUGCCAUGUUCAUCUCUUCUGACGGUGGGAAUUCCUGGAGACAGAUCUUCGAGGAGGAAUACAACGUGUGGUUUCUGGACUGGGGAGGGGCACUAGUGGCCCUGAAACAAACAUCAGUGCCCAUCAGGCACUUGUGGGUGAGUUUUGAUGAGGGAAGAUCUUGGAGUAAAUAUGGCUUCACAUCAACACCGCUUUUUGUGGAUGGAUCCCUUGUAGAUUCUGGCAUAGAGACCCAGAUAAUGACAGUUUUUGGACACUUCAGUCUCCGUUCUGAAUGGCAGCUGGUCAAAGUGGACUACAAGUCUAUUUUCAGCCGGAGGUGUAACAAAGAUGACUACCAAACCUGGCAUUUGCACAAUCAGGGGGAACCUUGUGUCAUGGGAGAGAGGAAGAUCUAUAAAAAACGCAAGCCCGGAGCCCAGUGUUCCCUAGGUCGGGACUAUUCCCGAACAGUGGUAUCUGAACCGUGUGUCUGUGGUCAAGGAGACUUUGAGUGUGACUAUGGCUAUGAGAGGCACAGCAACAAUCAGUGUGUCCCAGCCUUCUGGUUCAGCCCAUCUUCCCUGUCCAAGGAUUGCAGUAUUGGUCAAAGCUACUUGAACAGCACUGGGUACCGAAGGAUUGUGUCUAACAACUGCACAGAUGGCUUGCGAGAGAAGUAUAUGGCCAAGGUGGAGAAAUGCCCUGGAAAAGCACCUCGAGGACUGCACAUCCUCACCGCUGAUGGAAAGUUGGUCACAGAGCAGGGGCAGAAUGCCACCUUCAUCAUCCUUAUGGAAGAGGGUGAUCUCCAGAGGACAAACAUUCAACUUGAUUUUGGAGAUGGCAUUGCAGUAUCCUAUGCAAAUUUCAGCCCUGUUGAGGAUGGCAUCCGGCAUGUGUAUAAGAGCGCUGGAAUCUUUCAGGUGACAGCCUAUGCAGAAAACAGCCUGGGCUCUGAUACUGCUGUCCUCUUCCUGCAUGUGGUCUGUCCGGUGGAGCAUGUCCAUCUGAAUGUCCCUUUUGUUGCCAUCAGGAAUAAGGAUGUCAACAUUACUGCAGUAGUUUGGCCCAGUAAAGCAGGCACACUUACCUACUUCUGGUGGUUUGGUAACAACACCAAGCCCCUCAUCACCUUGGAAAGCAGCAUCUCCUACGUCUUCGCUGUGGAGGGGUUGAACACAGUCACUGUGCAGGUUGCUGCGGGCAACACCCUCAUCCAAGACACCAAGGAGAUCGCAGUACACGAAUAUUUCCAGUCUCAACUCCUGUCAUUUUCUCCUAACUUGGACUACCACAACCCUGACAUUCCUGAAUGGAGACAAGACAUUGGCAAAGUCAUCAGAAGAGCUCUAGCACAGGUGACUGGUAUCCCUGAUGAACAGAUCUUGGUAGCUGUAUUUCCUGGGCUGCCUACUUCUGCUGAACUCUUCAUACUGCCCCGUAAAAAUACAACAGAGAUGAGGAAAAGCAGUGAGGCCGAUCUAGAGCAGGUUGUUGAAAUCCUUUUUAAUGCUCUCAACCAAAACCUGGUCCAGUUUGAACUGAAGCCUGGCGUUGAAGUCAUUGUGUAUGUCACUCAGUUAACAUUAGCACCCCUUGUUGAUUCCAGCACGGGUCACAGUAGUUCGGCGAUGCUGAUGUUGUUGUCUGUGGUGUUUGUAGGCUUGGCUGUUUUUUUAAUCUACAAAUUCAAGAGGAAAAUCCCUUGGAUUAAUAUCUAUGCCCAAGUUCAGCAUGACAAGGAGCAAGAAAUGAUUGGCUCUGUCAGCCAAAGUGAAAAUGCCCCCAAAAUCACUCUGAGUGAGUUCACAGACCCCGAGGAGCUGAUGGACAAAGAGCUGGACACGCGAGUGAUGGGAAGCAUCUCAACAAUUGCCAACAGUGAAAGCACAAAGGAAAUCCCCAACUGCACUAGUGUUUAAUACUGAAAGUCCUCUUGGUCUACAACAUUUCUGAAUUUUUAUUUGUAAUUAUUAUUGUUAUAAUUAUUAUUAUUAUUAUUAUGAAAAGAGAGAGUUAUAUGUCAUUAUUAUCAUUUGGGAGGGGAUGGGGUGGGCUUUUUCUGUUUACCAGGGCUGCAUUCAUAAAUAACGAGGUUUCUUCAUAUUUAGGAAAUACUCAUCAGAUCAGGACCAAAAAGCAAAGAAUGAGUGAAGUGUGUAUUGGAAUUUAGAAUGCCAGACUCCUGUUAAAUACAGAAUGGGAAUUAAGUAUUAAAAUGCAAUAGGCAGAUAUGAUAAAGAAGGCAAGAUAAAUAUAGGUAAAUGGUCCCUUUUCUGCCCCUUUUGUGAAUCAUGAAUCAGCUAUUUCAUCCUGCCAGAAGGCCCAGGCUAAGCUGUGGGACCAGGCUCUGCAGCCUGCCAACAACCCUCACAUUCCAUUUGCAGGAUCUCCUUUUUUAAUUGCUUUUAAUUUCAGUCACCCUCUGGCAUUGUUGACUGCUGAGAAAGGGGGAAAAAAAUCAGAGCAAACAUACCCAUCAGUGUUCCUUGGAUUGUGGAUUGGCUAGAAGGGACAGCACCGCAAGCAAUGAAGAAGCAUGCUUGAGUUUAUGAAUGCAGCCCAAACCCCGUGCAUGUGAAUAGCGAGGAUGCCGAAGGCCUACUGUAGAUAAUUACAAUGUACAUAGCUUUUUAUUUCUUGGGAAUAAUUUAAUGUUUAGUAAAAGAAGAUAUGUUUAAAACAAAACCUGAACCACACACACACAUGCACGCACACACACGCCAGCCAAACGGGGACCGUGGUGAGCACUUGAAUCACGCUUUGGUUCCAAGUGUGUUCCAGUUGUCUGUCGUAUUUCAAUCUUUCACUGCUGUGUGUAAACAGCAUGGUUUAUUUCUCUGUGUAUAACUGCAAGCCUUUUUUUUUUUUUUUGAAUGUAUAUUAUCAUUUCCUAUGAAGGAGCAGAAAAGGAUUUUAUCUGGAUGGACUAUGAGUCUUUCACAAAUAUUUUAGUGAUGUUCAUCAUGAUCUAUUCACCUCCAUUGCUGUUGUCCACUUCUGAGAAGGAUCUUGGUGAUAUCAGGAAAGUAAGGAAAACAAAAAAUUAUCACAAUCUCAAUGUGCACAAAUACCAAUGUGCUUGCAGUACGCAGUACAGCCUCAACUCGGCAGUGGGCCAGGUUGCAUUAGCUCCUUUUCCAGUGAUACGCCAUGCAUUUACCAGUUAAGCUGGUGAAGCAAAGUGCUGUUCAGGAUGCAUAAGAGUAUUAGAUUUCGGCUGAACAUGAUGCAUGUGAUUAAGGACUGCUCUUUGGAGAAGGGGAUGCUUAGUCAGACCUAAAUAACUGAGCUAGGAAAGGUCUUAUGUGUGCUUUAGGAUGGCUGUUUCCAGUUCUGGAAGAAAAUGCUAGUGAAGUAAUUUCUGAAUGUUGGGUUUGUAAUUUUUGAUCGGAACGGGGAGGUUAAUGAAAAAAAAUAGUGAAAAAACUCCUUAGGAAUCUUCCAGCACACCGAGUUGAGAAUAGCCCCUAGGAGUGGGCAGGAGGUAGACUUAGCAGAGAGUUGCUUUUAUCCAUUUAUCCUGAGUUGAUGAUGCUAAAAGCGGACCUUAUUCUGCAGGGUGUUGAGUUACAAGAUCUGCUGGGAGUGGAAGGAAGAUUAGAGGCAUGUUUGGGAGAUGUUCUAGUGCUUGCAUGGUAACAGCAGGCAGAAAUUAGGUCAGGUGACAAUCUAAAUAGAGGGUUCUACCUUUAAUAUAUCUGGACUGAAAUGAGAAGAUGGCUAGGAUUUAAGGUGUUAACUUGCUACCUCUCUGUAUCACAACAUGCUGGCUGCACACCAGCCUCUGCUACAUGUGUUCACUCUGUGAAUAGGUUGGAAGGUCUUUCAAAAGUUAGAAUCCUGAUGUGGCCUGAAAGGGGAGAAAAACAGUGGUUAAGCAUGGUUUUGCAGAAAAACACAGAAGGUAUUUCAAUGCUGAAAUAGUAAAACCAAAAUGUACGGAAAUAUUGUUUUGUGGGAAGAAUUAAAACUAAAUAUUCUCAGUUGUUCUGCUCCUCCAUUUCAGUAAGGCUUGUGGGCCUUUUCUCUUGGUUUAAAGAAAAUUCUUUUCUGUUUCCUCCCUCACUUUUCUGCUCUAGUUCCUAAUACAAGCUGAAGAGUGAUGGCUGUGUUUUUCUCUUUAAAGUUGAGUUUCCAUCCAUCACAUGUACAUAAACUGUUGUGUUACUGUCACUGUUCUUCUGAAACACCAAAGUAGUUUACAGUAAUGGCCCACUCUGGUGAUAACACUGUUAGUGCAAGGCCAUAGCUUCCCAUUUAGGCACAGAUGGGAGGGAUGUACAUAAGCAAUGGUCCUGUGGGCCUUGAGCUAAAUUGUGGGCUGAUCUCAGUCUUUGCUGAUUGUUAGAAUUUGAGGGACUGCUUUUGUGAGCUGCUGCAGAGGGCUGGAUGAGAAAUAUUCAUUAUUUUCCAUAUUAACUUUUUCUUUUCUAAACCAGGAAGCAAAGUGAAAAUGUUCACUGUUUCAAAUUUUCCAUUUUUUUUUUCACAGAAAUGAUCUUAUGUUGAUUUUAAAAAGAAAGAAAUGGGAUUACAGUUUUUACAAUUCAACAGUUUCUCCCUUUACACUCUUAAAUAUGCUAAAAUAACUCAUAAUGGAUGGGAGAAAGCAAGGAGGAAAAAAUUGGGAGUAAGCUACCGAAAAAAAUAAAAGUAAAAAAUGGAAACAUUUUCAUCCCUCCUACCCAAAUUUAAUCUCUAUGAAGGCUGAGAAGUUUGGAGAAACAUCAGUCUAGAAAGACCGUUUCAAUCUAAGAUUAUUCUAAAGGUACUCAAAAGCAAACAAAAACCAUGGACCCAAAAUUAAAUGUCAAAAAUCUUGCCUGGUUCUUGAGUUGACUCAAAUUUCACCUUUCAUGAUGCUUUCUGGGUAUCAGCACCUGUCAGGGGAGUUCAUUGCACUGCUGCUUGGACCUGAGUGUGCUCCAUGCAUGUCUGGAAAGAGCAUGGGACCACGUUUGCCAGAUCUUACCCCCUGCAUUAGGGCAAAGCAUGGCUGAUGGCAGCUGGAAAAACCUUGUGUUAGUGAUUGACAGCUGCUCCUUGAGGAUGUUAGAAGGGUAACCACUAUGCCUGCAGGGUAGCUGAGUCUGCAGCUAUCCGUGGGACUUCUGUAAGGUUUAGGCAGCCAGUGCUGGCCACCUUUUAUUUGGAAGGUACUGACCUAGGGCAUUGGCACAGGCUGGAGAAUUGUACAUUUUUAUUUGUAUACUGCAUGAUGGGGAAUAGCAACCUGGGGAUGUCAUUUUUUUUUCCAUUUUUUUCCUCCCUGCAAGUUUUACCCCUGAGGAAAUGUAAUGGAAGUUCUUGAAGCUGUAGACGAUUAUUUACCUGAGGGAGGAAGGAAAGACGCAGUACCAUAAGUAGAACAUAAAUAGCUCCCACAAUCAAGCUGUGUAUAGAGGAAAAGAAAGAGAGAGCAAGAGACUGGGUCAGUGGCCUCUAUCACUGCCAGCCUUUCCCCCAUGAUAGAUUCUGCCGUGUAUUGACUGUAGCAUAGGAAUAAUGCAUGAGACCAGGAGACUAGCUGCAGCUUAUGACCAUAUGUCUGUAAAUCUGUUAUAAACAUCCAACAGACCCCCUGCUUGGUUUAACCUGUGCUUGAGAACCCAACACUAAGCCUGGCAGGAUUGGAAAUGAGGCUAGAGAGACUGGGGACCACAGAGUUUUUCAGUUAGAGUUGCUAUCGAUGAGAGCAGGCACAGGAGAACAUGCGUUUUCUUCUGGACUAAGCCUUGGUUUAAGGGACGUGCAGAGAUGUCCUGUUCUCCUCCCUUUUCCUUCAGUCAGUUCCUACACAUGUUCCAGCAUGUGCUGGUCUGAAAAAGCAAACCAGAAUUCUCAUAUCCUUUCUGAUGAUGUUGGACAGUACAUUAAACCCAAACCACCACCAUGGUUUUAAAGGAUUAAAUGAGGCAGACAAUUGCAAUACUUGUAUUAAACACAGUAAUACAAAUGCAUGAGUCAUAUAUAUACAUAUAUAUAUAUACUGUUCUUGGUUUUAUUGUUCCAUUUGAAUAUUUCUACUGUAAAAAAGGCAGUGGUUUUGAAAUUGUUGAAAAUAAAUGUAUUUUUGUACAUCAGAGUUACCCGUGGCUGCUCUUUCAGUCUUUGUU